AUGAGAGAUCAGUCAGUGAAAUGCGAUGCCGACUAUGGGGAGGACUCCGAAAAUAGCCAAUCGCCACCUCCACCAGAUUCACGAGCGCAAAUGAGUAUCGUUGACGCAAAAAAAGCCGAACUUCUUAUGUUAUCGCAACUGCUCGCGCACACAUCUGCGCUCAAUCAGUCACUGUCGAUAACGGAGAAGAAUCUGCGAGAGCUUAAUGAGGGAAUGAAGAUGUCGCUGAUAGCUGUCGAUCAAUGGAAGACGGCACUCAACCUUACUUCGCUAGUGGCACAAGACAUCCAUGGGCCACCAGCUGAAGGCGAUGUAGUGAAACUGGUCAAGUUGGAUAAGCAUUGA
Messenger RNA from Sphaeroforma arctica JP610, 345 nucleotides. RefSeq lists its product as hypothetical. The record is from RefSeq and is a predicted model, not a curated record. The transcript is spliced from 2 exons. Bases 1 to 345 code for a protein of 114 amino acids. NCBI's taxonomy places the organism in Eukaryota, Ichthyosporea, Ichthyophonida.